Molecule: messenger RNA, 813 nt
Organism: Suillus fuscotomentosus
Lineage: Eukaryota; Fungi; Basidiomycota; Agaricomycetes; Boletales; Suillaceae
Exons: 2
Coding region: 1-813 (270 amino acids)
Biological process (GO): mRNA splicing, via spliceosome
Cellular component (GO): nucleus; precatalytic spliceosome
Molecular function (GO): RNA binding; zinc ion binding
Source: RefSeq, a predicted model, not a curated record
AUGUCAGAAUAUUGGGUAUCGCAUAAACGUUACCACUGCAAGUAUUGUAACAUCUAUAUAGCAGACGAUGUUCCAUCCAGGCAACACCACGAGAAUGGAAUGCGUCAUAAAGGCAAUGUCGAACGUUUUGUACGCGGGCUGUACAAGGCUGGCGAGAAAGCUGUGAAGGAUAGGGACGAGGAGAAGCGUGAGAUAGAGAGGGUUAACAAAGCCGCGGCUGCCGCAUAUGCUCAAGAUGUAGGUGCUGGACUUGGGGACGUCGGAUCGUCUUCACGUGGUGCUCCUGCUGCAGCAUCUGCGCCAAAGAAGCCUCCAACAAAACCAAGCAAUCCAUAUACCAACUACUCAACGGCUGCAUCGCUGGGAUAUGCUGAUCCUGAUGCGGAGCGAGCUAAGGCAGAGGCAGAUACGAGGCAAACAAUGGGUGUCGCAGGAGAGUGGCAGUACGUUCAGAAUUAUACAUCGGGAUCUCGUGCACCGGUACGGAAUGAGGUUCCAAGCGUGUCCGAAGAUGCAAAUGGAGAGACGACAGGGUCUUCUGAGGGUAACAGGAAACGUGAAGCACCGGUGGACGAUAUCGAGGACGAGCGUGUUUUCAAGCUGAGGAGGAAGACAGUUGGCAUUGGAUUGGGAGACUUGUAUGACCCGGGCAUUAUUCCUAUCAAGCUUAAGGUGAAGAAAGAGGAGUCGACGGAACUGCAACUUGCUUCAUCAAAGACGGCUAUCGAAAAUAUCAAGGUGGACGACAUGCUACCUACUGAUUCAAAGGUGAAGAUAGGAUGGAAACGUGCAGCAUUUCAACCGGCCGCCUAA